AUGUUUUAUUAUGUUGGAGGCGAUAAAUAAAGUAAAAACUUUUUGAAAGGACAUAUUAGUGAUAUGUAAUUUAUCUCUUAUUGCACAACUCCUAUUAUAACACUAUCCCCUAACUGUCAUUAUUCAUGUCUCACUUGUGAUGGUCCGAAUAGUAAUAACUGUUUAUCUUGUCCAUUAAAUAGUCAACGAAUCUAAUCUGUAACUUAAAAGAUUUGUGCUUGCAAAAGGAGAUAUUUAGAUAUUGAAAAUGAACCAAUUUGCAAAACAGUGUAAAAAAUCUUUCCAUAAAUGACGGAAGUGGAAUUGGAGUUAAAUUGUGAUUCUCAAGGUUUUGAUAUUUGUACUAAAGAAAAAAGAGAAU
Molecule: messenger RNA, 361 nt
Organism: Paramecium sonneborni
Lineage: Eukaryota; Ciliophora; Oligohymenophorea; Peniculida; Parameciidae
Source: the annotation of a GenBank genome assembly